This is a messenger RNA of Suillus subaureus, 645 nucleotides long. RefSeq lists its product as uncharacterized. The record is from RefSeq and is a predicted model, not a curated record. The annotation marks the transcript as partial. Lineage: Eukaryota; Fungi; Basidiomycota; Agaricomycetes; Boletales; Suillaceae. The transcript has a single exon.
UACUCUUGCGGAUAGUAUGGGACGAGAUCAUGCUACCCAUAGUGAACGUCCUCCAGCAUGACCUGAAAUUGCGCCGUCGAUCUCGAAUAUGGCUGUGUCCGAUGGCAGCCUUCACGUCCAUCCCUCUCCAUACAGCUAACCCCUCCCGAAUGAACACAGAUCGCUCUGGGCCAGAGGAAUGCCUGGAGGAUUUAUACAUCUGCUCUUACACCCCCACACUUUCGGGUCUCGACAGACGAUGAAGACGCGUGUCACUCCGUCCUUCGCGCCGAUCGGACAAAGUCGACCAGGCGCAGGGCAAGGCACGGUGCUUCACGCUGUCGACAGCGAGCUAGGGCUUGUCCAUGAACUCGUUCCCUCCAACGUCAAAUUCACUAAUGUUUCAGGACACAAAGCUACACAGGCAGGCGCACUCGACGCUUUGCAGCAGAACACCUGGGUGCACCUUGCCUGUCAUGGCAAACAGGACCACGAACAGCCUUACAAUUCAUAUUUUGCCAUGAGAGCCAAACCUCUCACACUGCUUGACAUCAUGGAGAACAAUUCUCCGCAGGCUGAAUUCGCGUUCUUAUCAGCAUGUCACACUCCCGUUGGCGAUGAGGAGACACCCGACGAAGCCAUCCACCUCGCAGCUGGACUCCAGUU